GACGCAUGUCAGCAAGAUCCUCUGUUUCUUCAAUGGGAUUGCCUAUGGGCCCUGGUGUCACUCUCGCUGAUGGCACAAAGUGUGCAUCAAAUUCUGAAAAAUGGAUUAUUGGUAUCUGUGCUCUGGACACCAAAGCUCGAUCCAAACCAAUGAGAAACAUCUUGAAUCGUAUUAUUGCUCAUGGUGAUUUUGAGGCUGUAGUGUUCCAGGACAAGGUUAUCUUGGACGAAGACAUUGAACAUUGGCCAAAUUGCGACUUUCUAAUCUCUUUUUUCUCUGCUGGAUUUCCAUUGAGCAAGGCGAUUGCCUAUGUACAGCGAUACCAGCCUUUUUGUAUCAACAAUCUGCCCAUGCAAGAGUUACUGCUUGAUCGUCGACUUGUUCUCUCUGUGUUGGAUGCCAUUUCUGUUCCAACGCCACGUCGUAUUAUGGGUUAUCAAAACGAUCUUCCUCAGAUGCGGCCAGAUAUUGAAACCCAUCUUGCUACGCUUGGUAUUGAUUUGGAUGAACUUGGCCGAAAACGUACAUCUAUCACUAUGCUGGAUAGUGAAACAAUCCAGUGCAUUGACAUUGACAAUCCACAUCUCCCUUGUUCUACGCUUCGCAAACCAUUUGUCGAAAAGCCUAUUUCUGGUGAAGAUCACAACGUCUAUAUUUACUACGAUGCUAAAUCUGGUGGUGGUGUACGAAAGCUGUUUCGUAAAGUAGGCAACAAGUCCAGCGAGUUUUGCCAGACUGAAAGCAACAUUCGUACUGAUGGCGUUUAUUUGUAUGAAGAGUUUAUGAGCGUUGAUAAUGCUGAAGAUGUCAAAGUGUACACUAUUGGCAGCAAAUACGCUCAUGCUGAAACCAGAAAAUCCCCUGUAGUCGAUGGUGUUGUCAGGCGUAAUGCAGAAGGAAAGGAGGUGCGCUAUAUUACUCCACUUUCAGAUGAAGAAAAGGAGAUUGCUGCCAAAGUCAGCAAAGUCUUUGGCCAAACUGUAUGCGGUUUUGAUCUUUUACGCGCUGGUUCACGUUCCUAUGUCAUUGAUGUGAAUGGAUGGUCAUUUGUAAAGGGAAACACAGAUUACUAUGAUAAUUGUGCCAGAAUCAUUCGUGAAACCUGUCUUCAAGAGAUACUGAAUCGUGGGCCUGAAGUUUUCAAGCGCCAACGAAUCAUGGAGAAUCAAUGGCGUCUAAAGGCAUAUCUGUCUGUUCUUCGUCAUGGCGACCGAACCCCUAAACAAAAAAUCAAGUUUACGUUCAAAAGCAAAAACUUUUUGCAACUCCUCAAGGGCUCACUCGAGGAAGUUGUUCUUAAAAAGGCUGAUCAACUUCUUGAGGUUGCUGAUUGUGUUCGUCGUGGUAUUGAUGAAAAUGUGGAAGAUCAAGCAUCUCUUCAGCAGCUUAUUCGCAUUCUCGAUGCCAAGGCAACAAUGAUUGGCACCAAGGUUCAGCUUAAACCUGGCUUUAGUAAAUCAGACGGAAGUUUAGAGAAAAUACAGCUUAUUGUCAAAUGGGGCGGUGUCUUCACACAUGGCGGUCUUCAUCAAAGUCGCGAUUUGGGAGAGAACUUACGCAAAGACUUGCUCAUCAUCAACAAGAGCUUAUUGGAUCAUGUGAGCGUUUAUUCUAGUUCUGAAAAAAGAGUGACUGCUACAGCAGAGAUUUUCUGCAAGUCCUUUUUGGAAGUCGAUUCAAUUGAAGAUGAUUUUAUCAAAAUUGACAAGGAAAUGCUGGAUGACUCGAAUGCUGCCAAGGAACAAAUGGACAAAGUCAAGUCACGUCUGCAGCGGAUUCUGAAUCCAGAAAAUCCCGAGCAAGUACCACCUGAAUUUAUUAUGCCACUGUCUGGCACAAACGAUAUGGCUUCACUUGUUCAUAAUAUCGUUGAAUUACUUGCUGUAAUGCGUGAAACAAUGCAUAAAAACACUACAAAUGGAAAUAUGGAAAAAUUACAAGCUGUUUGGUGUUGUACCGACUCGUCGUUUUUGUUUGAACGAUGGGAAAAGCUUUUUCACGAUUUUAUUGAUGUUGAGCGAGCCCAAUUUGAGCCCUCAAAAAUAUCAGAGCUUUAUGAUUCAUUAAAGUAUGAUCUUAUUCACAAUCGUGAUUUUCUUCAAGGAGUAUUUGCCUCUUCCACUCAGGACAGUCUAGUUCGCAAGCUGUAUAAUCUUUCCAAAGAGCUGUUUGAUAUUAUUGGUCCACACGAAUAUGGCAUUGACAACAAAGAGAAGCUUGAAAUUGGGUUUCAGAAUGCAUCUUAUUUAUUGAAACAUCUUUUAAGCGAUCUUGAUACUGCUCGCGCUUCUCCCACUCCAUCCACUUGUUUGUACUUUACCAAGGAGAGCAAGAUUAUUUGUCUAUUGAACAUUGUUUUGUUGUGUGGUCUCAAAACUAAAGUAACUUCUCCUGCCAAAAUUCCUGAACUUGAUUAUUUGACUCAAAUUUCGUUUGAGCUGUACGAGAGGCACGGAGGUAACACAGAGGCAACAAGCGACGGUCAACGAGAAUACUCUUUGCGCAUUGCAUUCAGUGCUGGUGCACACGACUCCAACUUGAUUGACUUGCAUUUGGAUCGCAAACACUCACUUUCUGUUGCACCUCGCAGAUGGAUCAGCGAUCAUAUUGAUUUAAAUGACGCUCUCAAGUCUCUGACUCCAUGA
Molecule: messenger RNA, 2645 nt
Organism: Batrachochytrium dendrobatidis JAM81
Lineage: Eukaryota; Fungi; Chytridiomycota; Chytridiomycetes; Rhizophydiales
Product: inositol polyphosphate kinase VIP1
Exons: 8
Coding region: 6-2645 (879 amino acids)
Biological process (GO): inositol phosphate biosynthetic process; inositol metabolic process
Cellular component (GO): cytosol
Molecular function (GO): diphosphoinositol pentakisphosphate kinase activity; 5-diphosphoinositol pentakisphosphate 1-kinase activity; inositol hexakisphosphate kinase activity
Source: RefSeq, a predicted model, not a curated record